AUGGCACUUCCUCUGGCUCAUAGCCAGUGUCAUGAUGCUGAAAAUUCCGUGCCGGAGCUCCGUCCAACCAUUGCCUUACCGGUGGCAGCGAGGAGGUGGAAAAAUGGAGAAAACCCUACGGCUGUGCUCAUCGCUCCGGCCGACACCACCAAGCCAGUUUCUUUAGGAUUUGGAUCAACCUACGUUAUGGAUGAUCCGAUAACUGUCAGCCCGGAUCCGAGUUCAGAAAUCAUCGGCCGAGCUCAAGGCACCUUCAGUUUUGCAAGCUUAGGUGAUCCGGCGCUUGCUAUGGCUAUAACUAUGACAUUUACUACAGGACCAUAUAAUGGUAGUACCCUUACUAUUUUGGGUAAUAACCCUAUAACCCAUGCUUAUCGACAAAUGCCAAUAUUAGGGGGUACCGGAGCGUUUCAAUUGGCUCAAGGAAUUGCUACUGUCAAUACUGUUACAGUGGAUAUUGCUAAACUAAACGAUAUUCUUGAGUACCAUGUGGUCAUCCUACAUUACUACUAG
Messenger RNA from Oldenlandia corymbosa var. corymbosa, 513 nucleotides. NCBI's taxonomy places the organism in Eukaryota, Viridiplantae, Streptophyta, Magnoliopsida, Gentianales, Rubiaceae. The record is from the annotation of a GenBank genome assembly.